This is a messenger RNA of Hordeum vulgare subsp. vulgare (domesticated barley), 666 nucleotides long. Its product is annotated as cortical cell-delineating protein-like. The record is from RefSeq and is a predicted model, not a curated record. The coding region runs from base 67 to 480 and encodes 137 amino acids. The transcript has a single exon. NCBI's taxonomy places the organism in Eukaryota, Viridiplantae, Streptophyta, Magnoliopsida, Poales, Poaceae.
AGCUCUCAUGCAUCCCAAACACACAAAGCACCACCUAUAUAUAUCCUACUCAAGCACACGCUCACGAUGGCAUCCAAAGCCGCUACCUUCGUGGCCCUGAGCCUCCUCCUCUCCGCCGUCGCCACGCACGGCUGCGGACCCUAUUGCCAGCCGCCAGUCGUCGUGCCGACGCCGCCCGUUGUCGUUCCGCCGCCGUACCACGGAGGCCACGUCGGGCAGUGCUCCAUCGACGCGCUGAAGCUGAGGGUGUGCGCCAACGUUCUCGGCGGCCUGCUCGACCUCAAGGUCGGCGUUCCGGCGCGCGACGAGUGCUGCCCGCUGCUGCAGGGGUUGGUCGACCUUGAUGCCGCCGUCUGCCUCUGCACCGCCGUCAGGGCCAACGUCCUCGGCAUCCACCUCGACGUGCACGUGGACAUCAGGCUCCUCCUCGACCACUGCGGCAAGACGUGCCCGUCCGAGUUCACUUGCCCAGCCCAUUAACGGUCGCGUGCUGCUGAAUGGGCGCUGAAUAAGAUUUGCUUUCGAUCCGUACUUCCUUGUUAUUUUCGUGUCCACAUUUUGAAUCCUUGUAAGCAGAACACUCUAUUUUUGUUUUUGGCAAACAGCCAUGUACUCUUCGUAUUGAUAUAUAUAUCAUCAGCGAGCAAUUAUUAUUGCUCUAGUUAA